Molecule: messenger RNA, 979 nt
Organism: Sardina pilchardus (European sardine)
Lineage: Eukaryota; Metazoa; Chordata; Actinopteri; Clupeiformes; Clupeidae
Product: cystatin-like
Exons: 5
Coding region: 281-664 (127 amino acids)
Cellular component (GO): cytoplasm; vesicle
Molecular function (GO): cysteine-type endopeptidase inhibitor activity
Source: RefSeq, a predicted model, not a curated record
CAGACAUAGACAGGUCAACACAGACAAAACACAGCCUGGUCAAAAUAGCCUACUCCAUUCAACAAUAGCCUAUCUGGUCUGUUCAAGAGGCGAAGAGGUGCAGACUUUUUCCAAAGCCACAAACUGAUUAUCCAUGCCUCUUUUGAUAAAAAAGAAAGAAAGAAAAUGCAGAUAUAAAGGUAUCCAAACAGCUGUGUGUGAUGAGAACUGAACAAUUGAACCAAGAAGAACGGGUGUGAAUUUGGAACCAAGAUGCCUGCCAUGAUCAGAAGCAGAGGCCAUGUUCUGGACUACUGCAGCCCUACUGGUCACCCUGGCUGUUGCCGGGGUCAGCACUUCUCAUAAGUCAGGAGAAAUAACUGAUAUAGAUGUUAAUAGUCCUGAGGUGAAAGAUGCUUUAAAUUUCGCAGUCGAUGAAUUCAACAGGCAGAAUGAUGUGUACAUCUACAAAGUGGUGAAAGUGAUCAAGGCCACCAGUCAGGUUGUUUCAGGGAUCAUGUACAGGUUUGAAGUGGAAAUGUCUAUAUCUGGCUGCAAACCAUCCCCACAGGAGAUAUGUGCCAAGGACAACUCAGAGCUCAAACCAUACACAUGCAAUUUUGAGGUCUGGAGUCAACCAUGGCUGGGCCCACCUAAGUUUAUGAGGAAUGUCUGCAAACAUUAGAUAGAAGAAGCUUCCAUGUCCAGAAAGAUUUUGGAUUGUCACACGUCACACUGAGGAAGGCAGAAUGCCGAAACGCGUCUGUGUGAAUAAAUGGUGACUAUGCAUAGUGCGGCCUUCUUUCUUGUUUUUCAAGGAUUGUCACAUGUAGUAAUAAUCAUUAAGUAUUCUAAUGACAUCUUGUUUUUUAUUCAAAUGAACAACUACUUACCACAUUUUAAUACAUCAUCAAGUCCAUGUUCAAGUUUUUUUGUCACAUACACAAGGAUAAUGAGCAGUGAAAUGCUCCUAAUCCAACUGUUGUCAAUUCUAACCAAC